This is a messenger RNA of Dendroctonus ponderosae (mountain pine beetle), 647 nucleotides long. RefSeq names its product DNA-directed RNA polymerases I, II, and III subunit RPABC3 (gene Rpb8). Gene Ontology annotation, molecular function: DNA-directed RNA polymerase activity. The record is from RefSeq and is a predicted model, not a curated record. Gene Ontology annotation, cellular component: RNA polymerase II, core complex; RNA polymerase III complex; RNA polymerase I complex. The transcript has 4 exons. Lineage: Eukaryota; Metazoa; Arthropoda; Insecta; Coleoptera; Curculionidae. Bases 107 to 565 code for a protein of 152 amino acids. Gene Ontology annotation, biological process: DNA-templated transcription.
GACAUUUGACAUCAAUGAAGUGAACGUCGAUUUGUCGUUUAUAUGGCGCUUAAUUAGAGCCCGGUGAAAAUUUUUGUUUUACGGGCGUUUGUACUGUUUUUUCGCGAUGGCAGGUGUAUUAUUUGAGGACAUUUUCAACGUGAAAGACAUCGACCCGGAAGGCAAGAAGUUUGACCGUGUGAGCCGGCUGCAUUGCGAGAGUGAAUCAUUCAAAAUGGACCUGAUUUUGGAUAUAAACUCGUGGCUGUAUCCCAUGGAGUUGGGUGACAAGUUUCGACUGGUUCUGGCGACCACUCUAAGGGAAGACGGCUACCCGGACAGUGGCGAUUGGAACCCGCAAGGACUGGAUACCGAAGGCUCCAGAGCGGACAGUUUCGAGUACGUGAUGUCCGGCAAAGUGUACAGGAUAGAGGGCGACGAAGCCUCGUUGGAACCAUCCAGCCGACUAGCUGCAUACGUGUCGUUUGGUGGGUUAUUGAUGCGGCUGCAGGGCGACGCCAACAAUCUGCACAGUUUCGAAGUCGAUCAGCAUAUGUAUUUGCUGAUGAAGAAGAUUUUUAUGUAAAAUUUAGGUUAAGAUUACGCGCGGUGUGUUCAUUAGUAAUAUAAGACCGGUUUUGUACCUCUAAUAAAACUCUUCGAAUAAC